This is a messenger RNA of Prunus mume (Japanese apricot), 1014 nucleotides long. Lineage: Eukaryota; Viridiplantae; Streptophyta; Magnoliopsida; Rosales; Rosaceae. The record is from RefSeq and is a predicted model, not a curated record.
CAAACAAGAAUCAUGGAUCUCUCUUAUUAUUCGACUAGUCAUCAUGAAAAUGCAACAAAAGAAGAGCUAUUAAGUAGAUCCAACAAAUGUGUCCAAACACCCUGCACCCUGCACCCUCCUCUCAUAAAUCACAAUGGAGCUACCAAAAACCAUCAACAAAACCAACCCAAACCCAAAAGAAAAUUUAAAAAAGAAAAGAAGAAGGGUAACAAUAAAUUUUAGGAAAACAAAGAAUACACAGAUAUACUAAUUAAUCUAAAUCUACAUAAAUUAAUUUCAAAGGACAGCCUGUGUUCUAAGCAAGGACUAGCGCAACUCCACCCAAGAAUGCCACCAAGGCCAUGCUAAUCCCAUGAACAAAAGCACCUGAGUCUGGACUGGAUGCGACUGGGGCUGGUGUCUGUGCAAUGGAGGAUCCUGGAGGUGAGCCGGGUCCCGGUACAGCUGGUGCAGGUGGUGUGUUACUUUCUGGGCCUGGACUUACUGGGCCUGGGCUUACUGGGCCUGGGCUUGUUGGGCUUGGGCUGGUUGGGCCUGGGCUUGUUGGGCUACUUGGUUCCAUAGGUGGGGUGGCAGCAGUUGGUGGUGUAGCCACCGUGGACGGGGGCGUUGCGGUGGUUGGUGGGGUGGCUGAGGUGGUGGGAGGAGUAGCUCCAACGGUACUAGGCGGCGGCGAUGCGGUGGUUGAUGGAGGUGGUGCCGCCAUAUAUGUCGGUGGAGAGGCAGUGGUCAUCGGUGGGGCGGCGGUCGGCGGCGGCUUUGGCUUGGAGGGGGUAAAAUAUUUUGGUGCCGAGGCUGGGCCUUGAGCCAUGGAUAAUGCUACAAGAGCUAGUAACAUUGUGAGGGUGAGCAUGGCACGUGUGAGAGCCAUGGCUCUGUGAAACUGGAGUGCCACAGAAACGGAAAAUAAGGUUGGAUAGAGCAAGAGCUGAGACACAGUGAGUGAGUGAGAGAGAGAGAGAGAGAGAGAGAGAGAGAGUGAGAAUUAUGUGAGGAAUAGGGGUUGGAGAGGUG